AUGAAAUCAACUUUCGUGGAAAUACUGUUGGUCAUAUUCUGUGUGGGCGGGAUCAUCGCACAAGGUGAACAGAAUUGUAAAGAAGUUUAUGCAACGAAAGAGGUACAGAAGUUUGGUGUAUUAGCCAGUGGCACCGGUUGUCAGUACCGCGUCAAAUCGGAUUCCGGUCAAACGGUGAAGGUGUACGUUAAUGCCACGAGUGGAAGCAAAUGUGUUGGGGUGUCCAGUGAUGGAAAAUCGGAAACACUAUGCCCAUCAGGUGCAACGCAACAGUUCAUAUCUAAUUCAGCGAUUGACGUGAGUGCGGAUUCUGACACGACUAGUUCAGAUUCGACAACGGCGGGAACGACUCCGAAACCAACGGCAGCACCUGCAACAACACCGAAAACAGACGAUGGAGCAAGUGGUAAAGAUAAUUCAUCGAAGAAUUCAGAUGCACAAAACGCGGGUGUCCAAAAGCCGGCUGUAGGUACACAUACUGAAGGAUCACAGAAGGCUAUACCGAACGAAGGUGGUGCAAAUACCGGUGCUGAGGAAGAAGACAAAAAGUUGAGUAAACAAGGGAACGUAGAAGGCACAGGGAAAGCAAUACCAGCGGUAGAACUGGCUAACAAUGCGGCUCAACUCCUUAGACUUGCCAGAGAUACCUCCAAAGCCAAUGGAUCUAACGAUGUCACCGUGUAUUACGUAUUGGGCUUAGAUGAUCCUAAUCAGAGUUUCGUCAAAAGUGGAACCGCUCUCACUGCUCUACCGAAUGGAUAUAGAAUAACUACCACUGAUACCGUUUCCAGCGUUGUACCUGUCGAUACUUAUCAAGAGUUGGCAUGA
Molecule: messenger RNA, 828 nt
Organism: Echinostoma caproni
Lineage: Eukaryota; Metazoa; Platyhelminthes; Trematoda; Plagiorchiida; Echinostomatidae
Source: the annotation of a GenBank genome assembly